GCAGUACUAUUGCCUUAUCUGAUACUGUAAGAACGCACAACGCUUCUCAGUCAUGAAAAUCUCGCAUCUGCGUAUCAGGGUGGUCUAUUGAAUAUAACACUGAAUAGGAAUAUCAUAUAAUACCGAUAGAGGUACAUUGGAAUUAAUAUGGAGAUCCGAGAUGCCACGCUCCUCGUCAUCUGCUGGUACUCUUUAGUCGUAUCCCUCUGCAUGCUCUACGUCCUCCACACCCACUCUGACGUCAUCAUCGGCAACAGGAUCUCGAACCAUGUGGCCAAGGCACGCUCCGACAACUCCUCCCCACAGGACCACUCGGGCUGGAUCCGGGCAGCCUCCAAUACGAAGACGACGACGACGACGGCAGGACCGGAAGUCGUUAUCGUCACCACGGCGAACGGGACAGAGAAGCCGUCCGGACAUCCUGGUUAUACCCUCUUGGAUAAAGACACGCCUCUUGAUCUCCGCUGCGACCGGUGUUCGCUCGUAUCAAGCUCGGGUCAACUUCUCAAUAGCGGGGCCGGAGCAGACAUUGACAACGCCGAUUGCGUCCUUCGAAUGAACAGCGCCACGGUCAGAGGGUACGAGGAGGACGUCGGCAUCCGAACCGACGUCCGUGUCAUAGGUCACGUAAAUCUAGCUCGGGGGCUGGUGACAAGCCAAGAUCUGAUCGACGAGAUCCUCGGAGACCCCGCAACCAGGACCGGCAUCGUCGUCGUACCCUGGCUCUACCAAGAGAAGAUCGACAAGGCCAACAAUACGGUCUAUCAGGCCGCUAGGAACAUGACAGCAAUGUACCCAAACGUCAAAUUCUAUUUCCUCACACCAGAGAAGAUAAAUAAAACCGAGGAUAGGUUUCAGAUCGAGACAGGUGUCAGCUUAACUGACGCUAAGACGUGGUUAAGUACUGGUUUCGUGGCUAUGCUCUUCGCGCUAGAUGUCUGCAAUAGAAUAGAUGUCUACGGCCUAUCGAAUGUCGAUUAUUGCAAGAGACAUCCGAAUUCUACAUCCCCGUAUCACUACUAUGAGCCGGAUAUCCGGAAAGAAUGUGAAUACUACAAAUGGAGCGAGACGCAGAUGACGAAAGGGCAUAAAUUCAUGACGGAAAAGGCGGUCUUUGCGCGUUGGUCGCUCGGCUACAACAUUCACUUUCACUACCCUUCCUGGCGAGCAACCAUCCGAAACGUCACGGCUGAACUGGACACGCCGUUUCUUCAACUCUACAAGGAGGCUCUCAAGAACGGCACGCUGGAACAGAUACGAAAAGCAGCGCCGCACGUACGAGUUAUACGCCGCGUCAAAGUCAUACGGCGACGCGUACGGAAACCGCGUCCGAAAGUCGUACCGGCGGUGGAUGAGCAAAAGAAGUUACUGGACGCGGAUGGCGUCCUCAAACAACAAAAUGUCGACGACGUCAUGAAUAAAACUAAAGAUGUCGUUCAUGAACAUAUUCCAGAUUCAAAAGUUUCUGAUUUGAAUAUUAAAAAUAUGAAAUUAGCCGAAGGAGAUGAACUGAACAAAGAAGAAUUAUCUGCUGUUAAAAAUCCUGGAAUUCAUCCGUUGUUACAAAGAGACAAUCGUUUUCUAGCUGCGAGGGGAGGACUAAGCGGAAAUCAUAAAAAGCCUCAUUAGUCAUGUUAGUGCUGAAAGAUAUAAUAUUUUACAAUAUGUGGAUGUGCUUAUCUGGUAUGUGCUGUUUAAAAGACGUUCUAUUUAAUGCUUGAAAUGCUAAGAGGACCUCUUACUAUGUUGCCUUAUUGUUUUAUGGAGACACUAUUGUCAUCUCCGUCUCCUAUUAUUUAUUUAUUUCUUCUGCCAAAGUUUGGAAUUUCAGGACUACAAUUUGAAUAGGCCUAUUCUAAUGUUGAGUGAUAUAAUCGCCACUCACAUGUUUCUGUUUGUGAUGAAGGGGAAGGGGGAGGGGAGUGGGUAUUUAAAGAACAACUCCAACCCAACAAAGAGUUGUUUUUAAUAAAAAGAGACAAAUCUAACAAGCAUAACAAUGGAAUUUAAUCAAAAUCGGAUGUAACAUAAGGAAGUUAUGUUUUAAUUUCGUUUAAUUCAACAAACCAGUUAUAUGCACAUCCUGGUUUGUAUGCAAAUUAUCAGGGGUCUGAUACGUCAUCGACUCACUAUUUCUUUUGUAGUUUAUAACAUGAAUUAUUGAAUAUUCUAAUUUUCCCCUCAUUGUCAUGCGAAAGAAAGGUUUAUUCCUCUCUGAACGUGUGGAAUUACCAUUGUUUGAACAUUAAUGGUUAAAGUCAAGUUGGUCCCUAUUGUCAAAUUUGUAAAAAUUAAAAAGUUGUGUAAUUCAAACAUUAAAAAAAUACGAAAGAAAUACUAAGUGAGGGACAUCAUCGACUUUCUCAUUUGCAGGUCACUGACCUGUUCAUAUAACUAUUUUGUGAAAAAUAAGUGAAACUUUAAAAUGUCAUAAGAUUGCUUGCUGAGCCGCUGCGUGAAUUAAAAAACGGUGCUGACUAUUUAUGUUUGCUCAGUAGGUGUCACGUAUUGAAUAUAUGAUUUUCUAAAUAUAAUUAUGAUGCCUUAUCUGAAUCUGUAUGAUCAUUUUGAUGAAUUUACUAUGAAUUAAUUAAUAUUCUGAAAUGGCUUGAUCGAUUAUUGUUUUUGACGUAUUGAUCUAAAAUGUGCAUUAUUACAUUAAUUUCGUUGAUUUUUACUUUAAAUAUUUUUUUCUUGAUCCUUGUAACCUAUAUUUAAUAUGAAUACAUUCGUCUUGUUUGCCAUGUAUUCCAACGCGACCCUAUACCAACGAGUCGAUUUAAAUGAAAAGAUAAAAAAUGAACAAGCAUAACAUAGUAGACCCAAUGUCAUGAUAAUCAGUGUAUAAAGAAAAAGGAGGGUCACGGCCAUCAUGGCCAUUCCGAGCAUUCUCUGUGUGUCAAACAACGCAAAAGCUUUGUUUGACCAUGGUCGUAAGCAGGGGGGGGGGGCAGGGGUGGUUACUCCCAGAAAUUUCGAAAAAUUACAUAUUUCAACUUAAAAAACGUUGAAAAAAAAAAUCAAGCGUGCACAAUGUCCUUUAAUUUCACUUUAGAAAAAAAAAAAGCUUUAGAAAAACGCAAAUUUAAGGGAGAAACUUGAAAGCUCGGUCGUUUUUCUCCCUCGCUGUCAAGUUUCUUCAUUUGUUUAUGCCCCCCCCCCGGAAAACAAACCUGCGUAUGGUCAUAAUUAUCUUUGAUGGCACUUAAAUUCUUGUGUAUUAUUUUUGAAAUGAUUAUGGUUAGAAUUAGGUUGAAAUAUAAAAGUGUUUGAAGUAUGAUUUGUGAAAACGAUACAACAUAUUUCAUCAUUUUCUUUUCCCCCUUUUUUUUCACUCUUUCUCUUUUUUCUAUUGGUCGUGAAAACUUUUUGAGGGGUCCAUAGCCACCAAGCCCGCCCCCCCCCCCUUGAAGUAUUCAUAGUGCUCCUCUAAAAACAGUUUUUCAUUUGUGCUUUUGCUAUUAAAUAUCAUUAUUUUAUCAAAACUUUGUUAGUUAUAUUUCAUUCAUGCAUUUUAGGUAUUAAAACUUUCAAUUUAUUUGUAUUAAUUCCUCUCGGACACAACUCUUUAUGCAAGUUGUGUGAAAUGUUUAGGAUAUAUUUUUGCAGAAAAGUGUUGUAUAAAAACAAAUUCCAGAUGACAGUAUAAAACUACUGUUAAUUCAAUGAUUGUAUUCUGCGGAUGAUCUGUCACAAUCAAGAAAAGUGUAAAUCUCUAGGAGUCAACAUGUGGAAUAAGUAAAAAAAAAGUAAUAUCAGUGCUAAGCCUAAUAGUAGAGCAAGCAAAUUGUUUAUUUACCAUAUACUAUAUUUCUCGUUUGGCAGGUCCAAAAUGUUUUUUUUUUCUUAGACAGUCAGACGUCUGUUUAUGAUGAUCAGUUUGCUUUGUUUCACUUAUCCAAAGUUACGCAAUAGAAUUUUUACGUAAAUGAUAUUAUUGCAGUACUGAAUAAGUCAUAUCAUUAAAGUCGAGAUGCAUUGGAGAAGACGUCGUAUAGUUUGCAAUUAAGACAUUACUUUUUGUUGGCUAUUAUUUUCCUGCUAUAGUUUAUGCAUAUUUAUCUAUGUAAGUGCACGCUAUUUCGAGUUCAAUGGUUAAGUGCUUAUGGGGAUGAGGGAUGGGGUACUAACCCGUAUUACUCGCUGCUACAUCAUUACAUUGUUAAUCCACUCUUCCCCUCGAAAAUCCAUAAUGAUCAUAAAAUCAUGAUAAUUAAUUAUAGCUGAAUUGUCGGUCUCUCAUAGGUCCAUAUAUGCUUUAAUUGGUUACUGGAUAAUUUUUUUUCUUUAAUUUUCAUUGUUGUAUCUGACGCUUUAUAGAGCUUUUUCAAGAAAAGAUUGUCUUCAAAAUGGUUACAUGAUUUGUACAAGUUAUACUCUCCUGUCUCAACCACAUGGGUAUUAUGCCUGACCCACCCCACCAAGAUAAGAUGACUGUCUCAAACGCGUAACAAUUUUCUUCCAGAACUUAGUGCGCGUCAGUUUCCACUGAUGCAUGGUCUCAUAUAUUUUCCCAUUGAUUUACAUCAAUGGUGCUUUUUUUGUUCCCUUCGAUAUUUGUAUGACAUGGAUGAGGUCAUCGAAUACAUACCAUUUCCUGCCAAUUGUUAACAAAAUUCAUCUAAUAAAUAAAUUUUGUCAAGCAAACGUAUGAUUUUCAACCUACGCAUGCAGUUGAAGGUUAUUUUAAGAUUAUCCUAACUUCGCUGUAAUAUUGUUUCACCAACGGAAUAAUAAAAGAAAAAUUGUUUUUAAAAUAAA
Molecule: messenger RNA, 4761 nt
Organism: Lytechinus pictus (painted urchin)
Lineage: Eukaryota; Metazoa; Echinodermata; Echinoidea; Temnopleuroida; Toxopneustidae
Product: alpha-N-acetylgalactosaminide alpha-2,6-sialyltransferase 5-like
Exons: 6
Coding region: 148-1629 (493 amino acids)
Molecular function (GO): sialyltransferase activity
Source: RefSeq, a predicted model, not a curated record